Molecule: messenger RNA, 2609 nt
Organism: Nasonia vitripennis (jewel wasp)
Lineage: Eukaryota; Metazoa; Arthropoda; Insecta; Hymenoptera; Pteromalidae
Product: BUD13 homolog
Exons: 6
Coding region: 220-2301 (693 amino acids)
Biological process (GO): mRNA splicing, via spliceosome
Cellular component (GO): U2-type spliceosomal complex; RES complex
Molecular function (GO): RNA binding
Source: RefSeq, a predicted model, not a curated record
GUUGCAGGAGGAUACUGAACGACCGCAGAAUAACAAGGAUAUCUCGAACUCUAGAACGCGCUGGUAUUCAAAUUGAAAUAGGGAUUAUUUGCUCAAGUGAAAUAAUUCGAAUCGGCUUCCCGUUGGCGGGCGCCAUCAGAGGGCAGCAGCGACCGGAGUCGUAAUAACACAAUAUAUUCGCGUUGGCUAAUGGCUCCUGUUGCUCUAGUCUAAAAUUCAAUGGAAGCUCCGAAAGUAAGCCAAAAGGAGUACUUGAAGCGAUAUCUGUCUAAAGAUGACAAGAAGAAAAAGAAAAAGAAGAAACCGAAGGUUGGACCAAAAACAGUGCAGUUAAUAGAUGACGACAUUGACUUGAAGAACUUAACAUCGAUUGAUGAUGAAGAAAUCAGCAUUUUGAACACAACUGAGGAUGCUCCACAAAUUGUUGGUGUAAUCGACGAGCGAGGUCCCAUAGAUUUUGGUGACAAGCAAAGAUGGAAACUUAUCGCUGACGAUGGAACUGGAGAUAUUGCCAUUUCAAAAAUUCCUAAUAGAGGUGCAAAAGAAAAUAUCGAUGACAACAAUGUCAAAAGUAAAAAAGAGUCGAAAUUAGAUUCAAAAGAGAAUAAACUGAAGAAAAGAAAAAAAGCUAAGAGUAAAAGCAGUAGCAGCAGCAGCAGUAGCAGUGAAGAUGAACAAGAAAAGUCACAAAGAAAAAAGAGGAAAGUUUCUCUUAAAAGAAAAAAGAAAACUAAGAAGCGUAAGAGCAACUCAUCUGAUUCAGAAUCUGAGUCUGACUCCAGUUCCGACUCUGACUCUAGUGCUGAUUCUAACUCCAGUCCACAUAGAAGUCACAAAAAAAAGAAAACAUCCAUCAAGUCUAAAGAACAAAAUGAUGAUGACUUCCAUUUUCCAAAUGUAAAAAUGAUUGAGAAAAACAAUAGAUCAAAUACCGAUUGCAGUCCUCCUAGAAAGAAAAAAUCAAAACAAAGCAAAUCUUCUCACUUUGAUCUCAGCCCACCAAGAAAUUCCAGACGUGAAAAAGCACGUGAACACGAUUCAGAUCUUAGUCCGCCAAAGAAUUCCAGACGUGAAAAAACACGUGGACACGACUCGGAUCUCAGUCCACCAAGGAAUUCCAGACGUGAAAAAACACGUGGACACGACUCGGAUCUCAGUCCACCAAGGAAUUCCAGACGUGAAAAAACACGUGGACACGACUCCGAUCUCAGUCCACCAAGGAAUUCCAGACGUGAUAAAACACGUGGACACGACUCGGAUCUCAGUCCACCAAGGAAUUCCAGACGUGAAAAAACACGUGGACACGACUCCGAUCUCAGUCCACCAAGGAAUUCCAGACGUGAAAAAACACGUGGACACGACUCGGAUUUCAGUCCACCAAGGAAUUCCAGACGUGAAAAAACACGUGGACAAGACUCCGAUCUCAGUCCACCAAGGUAUUCCAAACGUGAAAAAACACGUGGACACGACUCGGAUCUCAGUCCACCAAGAAAUUAUAAGCAUAAAAAAGACUCGAACGAGAACUGCGGUACAAGAACAUCAAGUUCCAGAGAAUAUUCCAAGAAUCAGGAUUCUGAUUUGAGUCCACCUAGACAAUCCAGAUAUAAAGAAACAAAAUCUUCUCGUUGGGAUGAUAAUUCAAGAAAAUCGUUAACAACAGAAAAUGAUAAGAAUGGAAACAAACGAAAGAAAACGUUAGAUGGUACAUCAGCUGGCCUUCAAAAUUUGAAAUCACUGAAAGAAGAAGAGGAAGCACAGAAAAAACGUGAACAAGCAAUGAUGCAGAGAAUGAGUAAAGAAGUAAGUGGUUAUGGACAAUCAACUGUGAUCCGCGACAGAAGAACUGGAAGAAGACGUGAUCUUGCAAAAGAAAACCUCGAAAAAUUAGAAAAACAAAAGGCACAGGACGAAAUCGAUGCAAAGUAUGCUCAAUGGGGAAAAGGGUUAAAGCAAGUCGGUGAUCGCAACGAAAAACUGAAAAAUGACUUGUAUGAAAUGAAUAAGCCUUUAGCAAGGUAUGCUAAUGAUGAAGAUCUGGAAAGAGAAUUAAAAAUGCGUGACAGAGAGGAUGAUCCUAUGUUGGAGUAUUGCAAGAAAAAGGAUAUUGAUGCAGGGAAAAGAGCACCAGAGUAUCCAAAAUCAAAAUGUUCGUAUAUGCCAAACAGAUUUGGUAUCCCACCGGGACAUCGUUGGGAUGGAGUUGACCGCAGCAACGGUUAUGAGAAAAAAUGGUUUGAAACAAGAAACAUGAAAAAAGCUGUGGAAGAAGAAGCAUAUAAAUGGAGUACUGCGGAUAUGUAAACUCUUUAAAAGACUCGAUGAGAAAAAUCAUUGGACAUAUAUAUGAAUAUUUUUUUAUGUUUUGUAAGACACUGAAAAGGCUGACUUUUAUGCGCACUUAGCUACGACUUAUGUGUUACAUGUUUGUGUACAGAAACUGAAAAUAAAUUGGUGUACAUAAUCCAGUGGCUCACUUGAUAUAUCUCCCACAGAAAGAUGGAAAACUUGAUGAGGCAUGUUUUGGUAAAACUAUCUACUAAUGUCUAGCAAAAUAAAAGUAGUGUCUUUAAGAUCACGAAUACCUGCGUAUUCAACAAUAAUGUAUAAAA